AUGACGAGAAAACUAACGACUGAAUCCGUGCUUCAACCGCCCAAGUCCGCCCCGUCAGCUCCAGCGGUCGUCUCGCUAGACGCCCAUCCGUCAGAUUCUCUCCUUGUGGCCGUCAGUUACGACACCGUCAACACGUCUUCCGUUCACAUUCCGUCGGCCCGUCCGCCGCCUCCGUCGAUUGACGGAUCUCGUCUGAACGUCGUCAAUGCCCAGGAUUCCACCCAGUCGAGUAGACUUUCCGUCAGUUCAGGCGUUCGAAGUGGCGUUACCCUAUAUAGUGACAGUGACGAUCGUGACGAUAACGGAUGUGUGGCCGUGUGGACGAGAGAGCGGCCGUUAUCCCCCUUAGAAUUGCUCUCGUUUAGAGGAUCUCGAGUAAGUCCAAUUCUUUGGGUACCCGACGACCCGAAUCUGCUACUGGGGGGGACUCGGAAUGGACACGUGGCAGUCUGGGAUUUGCGGGUGGGAGGAGACCCGUGCCAGGUGGGACCGGAAAAGGCGGCGUGGAGAGCGGCGGAUGGCAGGAGAGUGACGUCAUUGGCGGCAGGGGGAGGGGGGUCAAGAGGAGAAGCAGGCGGGGGCGGAGGGGGAGGGGAUGGUGUGGGGGCAGGAGGAGCGGGGGAGAGGGGCGGGGAGGAGGUGUUGAGUGGCAGUGCGGGGGGGAGGCUGAUGAGAUGGAGCAGGCGAAUGAUGGGCAUGCCCUUGGAGGUCAUCCCCCUCACACCACCUGGCGUUUCACCUGACAGCUGGCGCAUGCUGACGCAGUGGCCCCUGGUGCCCUCGGAGCUGCAGAUGGGGACAACACCGGUGUGGCGGGGAGCACCAGGAAAUGCACCUGAAGAAGCACCUGGUGGAGCACCUGGAUUUUCACCUGGGAUUUCACCUGGAGUGUUUUACAUGGGCUCUGACUGUGGUGGUGUGUUCCAGGGACAUCUCUCUCCCUCCGCCCUCACCGCCUCUGCUUCUACCCCCUCAUUCUCAUCCUCCUCCUCAUCCGCCAGCCAAUCACGACUCGACAUCCAGUUUGGCUCCUGUGCGCCCGGCGCCCCUGCCACCUCAGCUGCCACGUCAUCUGCUGUGUCAGCAUCUGCUUCCGGUUACGGGUAUGCGGCUCCCAGCCAAUCAGGGUUGCCUGCAAAGCAAGAACCAGAGCCAGUAUCCUCCUCAUUUUCGUGUUUCUCUGCCUUCUCUCAUCCUCCCCUUGUCUCCCUCAUCCUUGUCUCCCUCAUCCCUGUCUCCCUCAUCCCUGUCUCCCUCAUCCCUGUCUCCCUCAUCCCUGUCUCCCUCAUCCUUGUCUCCCUCAUCCCUGUCUCCCUCAUCCUUGUCUCCCUCAUCCCUGUCUCCCUCAUCCUUGUCUCCCUCAUCCCUGUCUCCCUCAUCCUUGUCUCCCUCAUCCCUGUCUCCCUCAUCCUUGUCUCCCUCAUCCCUGUCUCCCUCAUCCUUGUCUCCCUCAUCCCUGUCUCCCUCAUCCUUGUCUCCCUCAUCCCUGUCUCCCUCAUCCUUGUCUCAUCACAGCACCCUCGUCUCCAGCUUGCAUUGAAGCUCGCAUGCUCCCCCAACGUUCUUCAUAUUUUUCCUCCGCUGCCCCCCAUGCACGGCCCUCCCCUCCUCCCAUGCACGGCCCUCCCCUCCUCCCAUGCACGGCCCUCCCCUCCUCCCAUGCACGGCCCUCCCCUCCUCCCAUGCACCGCCCUCCCCUCCUCCCAUGCACCGCCCUCCCCUCCUCCCAUGCACGGCCCUCCCCUCCUCCCAUGCACGGCCCUCCCCUCCUCCCAUGCACGGCCCUCCCCUCCUCCCAUGCACGGCCCUCCCCUCCUCCCAUGCACCGCCCUCCCCACCUCCCAUGCACCGCCCUCCUCGCCUCCUCCCACCUUGCAUUCGACCGUUCACCCCAUGCGCACCCCUCUUGCCCUCCCUACACCCCUCCUUCCCAUCCCAAAGCCCCCCAUCACAGCGCCGCAUUAA
Messenger RNA from Closterium sp. Naga37s-1, 1965 nucleotides. The record is from the annotation of a GenBank genome assembly. Lineage: Eukaryota; Viridiplantae; Streptophyta; Zygnematophyceae; Desmidiales; Closteriaceae.